AUGCCUUCCAAUACUGACUACCACAUAAACCGGGAGUUCAGGAUGGGUGGGGCUGCCAAUUCGUUGGCUACAGCUCCUGCUACGCCGCGAAUGAUGGGAAAAAGGAGUAAUCACGGAAGUUCCUCUAGUCACGGAAACGACACAAGUUCGAAGCUUAUGCCGGCGGUAGACGUCUCAAACACAUCGCACACUGGGCUGAAAGGUGGUGGUGCAGGUCAGGAGGGCUCUAAUGUGGCAGCCAAGCAAUUUCACCGGAAAAGUCUCGGAGAUUGGGACUUUCUCGAAACCGUGGGAGCAGGAUCGAUGGGUAAGGUAAAACUUGCCAGACACCGUACAACACAGGAGCUGUGUGCUAUCAAGAUUGUAAACCGCGCCACCAAGGCGUUUGUGCAUAAGGAAUCGCACAUGGCACCGCCCAGAACGCAAGAAGAGGUCUUGGAACGUGAACACAAACUUGAGAAGGAAAUAUCUCGCGACAAACGUACCAUACGAGAGUCAUCAUUGGGCCAAAUCUUGUACCAUCCUCACAUUUGCCGGCUUUUCGAAAUGUGCACGAUGAGUAACCAUUUUUAUAUGCUGUUCGAAUACGUUUCUGGUGGUCAACUACUGGACUACAUUAUUCAGCACGGUUCGUUGCGUGAGCGUAACGCUCGUAAAUUUGCGCGUGGUAUCUCCUCCGCAUUACAGUACCUGCAUAUGAACAAUAUUGUGCAUCGAGAUUUGAAGAUUGAGAAUAUUAUGAUAUCAACAUCGGGUGAGAUUAAGAUCAUUGAUUUCGGUCUGUCAAACAUGUACAAUCCCAAGAAGCAGCUCCACACAUUUUGUGGCUCACUAUAUUUUGCCGCACCUGAACUACUAAAAGCAUGUCCGUAUACGGGACCUGAAGUUGACGUAUGGUCCUUUGGAGUCGUGUUGUAUGUGCUGGUAUGUGGUAAAGUCCCCUUUGAUGAUGAAAACUCGAGUGUACUCCACGAAAAGAUUAAGCAAGGUAGAGUCGAUUAUCCCCAGCACUUGUCCAUCGAAGUUAUCUCUUUACUCUCCAAGAUGCUCGUCGUUGACCCAAAUAAACGUGCUACCUUGAAGCAGGUCGUUAACCACCAGUGGAUGCAAAGGGGCUAUGAUUUUCCUGCUCCUUCUUAUUUGCCUCAUCGUAUGCCUCUAACACCGGACGCACUGGACUCCACUGUAAUAAAGGAAAUGUACCGUCUUGAGUUCGUCGAUGACGUUGUGGAAGCCACUGCGUGGCUCACCAGAAUACUUACAAGUCCAGAGUACGAAAGUCUACUCAAACAAUUUUGGGCCAACGCGGGUAAGGGAGGUGUACAUGAAGAUCCCACUAGGGCGUUUCAUCCAUUGCUAUCAAUUUAUCAUUUGGUAGACGAGACAGUGAAAAGAAAAUUCGCCAAGCAGCAGAAAAGAGCCGCACUUUUGGCAGCGAACCAAGUACCACAGGCCUUGGAUGUGCCCACUACGGGUCCUGCUGUUGGGACUCCUGCUACUCCAGGUGUGACACCUGUUUCGACUCCCGCAAUGGUUGGACAGACGCCACCCCUACAGCAUAAAAAGGAACCCUCUGUAAACGCGAGAGUACUGAAUGUGGUCCCACCUUUCCCUAUGGUGAAUGCUGUAUCGGCUGGCUCCCCUACAAAACCACGGCCGACAGUGAUGAUACCUCCGAAACUCGCUAUUCCAGAACAAGCUCACACUUCGCCUACGGGAAGAACUCCAGUCGAAACAGGAUUUACGCCUACAGAUCUUGACGUAGUCCUGUCCCCAACACCGCAAUCGCAUGAUUUUGACCAGGCCACAGCAGCUUUACAGAAGAAGGCCGAAGCAGCUCAUAAGCCCUCAACACAACCAGUCAGUUCAUCAAAUGAUAAAUCCAAAUUUGGUACGAUGUUCAGACGCUUUUCUCAGAAGCGUCAUGGACAUCAACAGCAAAAUUCGCAGCCUCAACAAUUGCAGCACCAAUUGCAUGUACAACCAGCUCCAGCGCAGCAGCGCUUGGCACCACAGCCAGUAUCCGGUACUACCAUGAAAAAGACGCACACUAGAACUGUUUCAGAGAACGUGCCGUUUACACGAAUCGAGACCUAUGGUACUCAACCUUUACCCGAAGGUAUAACGAACGCCAAACAACAUAUGAAACUACCGGCACUGCCGUCUAAUGCUGCAAACAUGGUGAAAGAUCAACAAAUUGCUGCAGAAGGCGUUCAGAAACUACAGAUAUCGGGUGAGGAUGAACCUGUGUCCCAGCUCAACGUACCCAAGGGAAGAAAGAUGCAUCCUUCCGCCAGAGCCAAGUCUGUCGGACAUGCUCGUCGUGAAUCUCUCAAAAUUAUGAGACCACCUGUAUCUAAUAAUAUGGACCAACAAGUGAUGAAUAUGAAUGACGAAAAGUUUCUGGAAUAUGGAAACGAAGGAAAAUCCGACUACCUCAGCAAUGUCGAAGGCCCUCCACAGGGUGAACGCGAUCUCACCGAUGAAGAGAUUAUCAGUAUUGCCUCCAAGGCGCCUAUGGGUUCAAUGCCAUCCAUUGAUUAUCCCCGCUCUUUGUUUUUGAAAGGGUUUUUCUCUGUUCAAACAACUUCAUCAAAGCCGUUGCCAAUUGUAAGGUACAAGAUCAUUUCUGUCUUAAAGAAGCUAAGCAUUGAGUUCAAGGAAGUGAAAGGUGGGUUUGUCUGUUUGCACAAACAGUCAUAUAUCGCGCCAAGUUCUCAGCCACCUCAGCAACCAGUAAUAAUAGUUAAUGAUGCUUCAUCAGUGGGCAGCAAUAAUAGUUGGGGAGCAAAUUCUCACAGACGGAACUUUUCUAUCCCUGCUCAACAAAGCUCUGUUUCCCGUAACAGCUCGCUACGACGUCAAACAUCCAUGGGUAAAUCUCAGCAACCAGCAAUUGCUGCCACUCCUCAGGCUGCUAGUACCCACGAAAGAAAUCUCUCUAUCAUUUCACCAAGCCAUGGUAAUGUUAGCAUACCUGAAGUUUCAAGCGCAUCUUUGGAAUCUUUGAACCAAGAUGACAUUUUGACAACUUCUAAAGCUCACAACUUGAAUAAUGCUGAAAAUGGGGGAAUCACCAGCGACUCCAAGGAACGACCACCACUCAAAUUCGAAAUUCACAUUGUAAAAGUUCGCAUUGUUGGCUUGGCUGGUAUUCAUUUCAAGAAAGUGUCGGGUAAUACUUGGAUGUACAAAGAGUUGGCGUCUCACAUUUUAACGGAACUAAAUUUAUGA
Molecule: messenger RNA, 3234 nt
Organism: Lachancea lanzarotensis
Lineage: Eukaryota; Fungi; Ascomycota; Saccharomycetes; Saccharomycetales; Saccharomycetaceae
Product: LALA0S07e05864g1_1
Exons: 1
Coding region: 1-3234 (1077 amino acids)
Biological process (GO): protein phosphorylation; microtubule cytoskeleton organization; intracellular signal transduction
Cellular component (GO): cytoplasm
Molecular function (GO): ATP binding; tau-protein kinase activity; protein serine/threonine kinase activity
Source: RefSeq, a predicted model, not a curated record